UAAAGCGACAGGCCCUACGGCGCACCGGGGCUCCACCGGGCACCGCAAAGCGGCAGCGCGGGCCCUCGGCGUGAGCUGCCGCCCGUGACAGCGGCGCCGCUCUGCUCGCGACCCCCGCUCCAGGCCGCUGCCGACGUCCUUGGUGCGGCCGCGUCGGCCGGUAGGAUGGGCGGUGAGGCGGGGUCCGCGGCGGUGGUGGGCUCCGAGGGCCGCGUGAAGAGUCUAGGUCUGGUGUUCGAGGACGAGCGCAAGGGCUGCUACUCGAGCGGCGAGACGGUGGCAGGGCACGUGCUGCUGGAGGCUGCCGAGCCGGUGACCCUCCGCGCGCUGCGCCUGGAGGCCCAGGGUCGCGCCACCGCCGCCUGGGGCCCGAGCGCCGGCGCCGCUGCCCCGGCAGCCGCCUCGGAGGUGGAGUACUUGAACGUGCGCCUGAGCCUGCGCGAGCCCCCGGCCGGUGAAGGCAUCCUCUUACUACAGCCUGGAAAACAUGAAUUUCCAUUUAGCUUUCAACUUCCAUCUGAACCUUUGGUAACCUCAUUCACCGGGAAAUAUGGAAGUAUUCAGUACUGUGUGAGAGCAGUUUUGGAACGACCCCAGGCACCUGAUCAGAGCAUUAAGCGGGAACUCCAGGUCGUCAGUCACAUCGAUGUCAACACACCAGCAUUACUAACCCCUGUAUUGAAAACUCAAGAGAAAAUGGUUGGCUGUUGGUUUUUCACUUCUGGUCCAGUCUCGCUGAGUGCCAAAAUUGAAAGAAAGGGAUACUGUAAUGGAGAAGCUAUCCCAAUCUAUGCAGAAAUAGAGAAUUGUUCCUCUCGUCUGAUUGUUCCCAAAGCUGCCAUUUUCCAGACGCAGACGUACCUGGCCAGCGGGAAAACGAAGACCGUGCGGCUCAUGGUGGCCCACGUGCGCGGGAACCACAUCGCCUCUGGGAGCACCGACACCUGGAACGGGAAGACCCUGAAGAUCCCGCCCGUGACGCCGUCCAUCCUGGACUGCUGCAUCAUCCGAGUGGACUACUCCUUAGCUGUGAGCACGGCGCUUGGUGACAUGGAAGACGUAGCAUGCGGCCAUACCUGGUGCCGUGUUACUGGGAAGAUGUGCCUUUACUACCCGGGAGAAUGUCAUGUCAUGUCAGCGCUACAACAGAUUGAGCAAUAUGUGAAGAUUGGCCUUUGUUCUUUAAUCAAAAACUUCCCCUCUGAGGUGUAUAUUCACAUUCCUGGUGCUAAAAAAUUGAUGCUUGAGCUGCCCUUAGUGAUUGGCACGGUUCCAUACAAUGGUUUUGGCAGCAGAAACUCCAGCAUUGCCAGCCAGUUUUUUAUGGAUAUGAGCUGGUUGACUCUGACUCUGCCAGAACAGCCUGAAGCACCACCAAAUUACGCAGACGUGGUGUCGGAGGAAGAAUACUCUAGACACGUUCCUCCUUACCCUCAACCCCCUAACUCUGAGGGGGAGUCGUGCUGUCCUAUGUUUGCCUGCAUUCAGGAAUUCCGAUUUCAGCCUCCACCUCUUUAUUCAGAGGUUGAUCCACAUCCUAGUGACGUAGAAGAGACCCAGCCUGUUUCCUUCAUUCUCUGAACAUAUUUCAGAAAUCACUGUGUUCAUCACCAAAUUAGAAUGUUGGUUCUUUCCCCCUGCCUUUUUGGGGAAGAGGGAGGGAAGAUUAGCUUAAGAACAUAAAUGAACAUCAAGACUGAAGGUGAUAGAAAUUAAAGAAUGCGUGAACUUUCCAGUGGGCCAACAGGAUUGUUGCACAAGUUUGUGAUGGGGUCUUGUAUCCCCGGAGAACUAUGGGACGAAGAUGUGAAAAGUCACAGAAUGUAAUGGAAGUCCUGAUGGUGAUAGAGUAAGUGAAGAGUGCCUAUGCUGACCCAAGAGAAAGGUGCCUGUAAACAGUGAAAACACUAUGCGAGCAUAUCUUUACAAAGGUUUCUCAAAGUAGAACAGAUGUAUCCUCAGCUUUAAGACGGUAUGGACGCAUUGGGAGGAGACUUGAUUUUGGAGAACGUAGCAGCACAAGGGUGUGCAUGAACAGGAAAGGGGCCCACUCUAAAUUAAACAUGAAGCGAGACCCUCUGGUGUCAGGGUCUUCAUGAUUUCUAACCAUAUUCCAUAGGACUGAAGUCCUUAAAAGAAUCCUUUUCUGAGGUCAUGGUCUUAUGAGGUUCUAAUGAAGUAAUACAGUUUUCACUCUUUUAAUGGUAGUUUAAGAGGUAGUUUGUAAGUUGGCUAUACAGUAUUAUGAAACCAAGAAAGAGUUCCUUCCUUGAAAGGCUUGUCAGUUGAAAGGGGAAAGGUGUACUUCAAUAUGAAAACACAUUUUGUUGAAAGUUGCACUUUUUAUCCCCUUUAAGUACUUUAGCAGGGUACAUGUUUGAUUUUCCUCAUGUCUUAUUUACCUAGGAGCAUAUUAGAAAAAGACAGGGUUAAAAAAAGAAAAAAAAAAAAAGAAAAAGGCUUGCAUCCUUAGGAUGCCUUGAUAACUGCACAAGGGGAGAAAAGGCCUUUUUUACCUACCUCUAGUGGGGUUAUCAGAAUCAGAUAUGUUUUAAAACUCCAGGCCGGUGACGUCUUCUUUGGAGUUUCUGCUCAUUUGCAGUAGCAAUCUCAUCUCUCCUAUCCCUAAACCUGAAACUGGACCAAGGGCAAAAUCUAUAAGGUUAACAUCAGUUGAAAGUUAAUAUGUGUAUACCAAAGGGUAUUUCAAAAUAAAUGCAAAAUCAAGGCAGAAUUACCAUUUUCCAUUUUUUUGAAAAGUCAUAUAAACUUAAUUUCUGUCAAGAGACUUAAGUCUACUGAUGGCAGUCACUGUGUUGUUCAUUGUUAUUCCAGUUCCUUAGUAAUUCUGUUUAAACUGUGAUUUUUUUUUAUUGUUUUGGUGCAAUAUUUUAUUAUCCUUUAACCUCAGGAUAUUCAGACCAACAAGAUUGUGUUGCUGCUAAAAGACUGAGCAGUGUUUUUACUGUCCCCCUGUCCCCUCCUAGUCACAGUCACAUGUUCACUUGUUUUUACUUUAAUCUGUUGGUUUUGUGAGCUGAGAGCAUUUCUGUACACUAAGUAGAAGGGAGGUAGGGGUUCCCAUGAUAGAGAUUUUGGACCAGCCCAGUACUUUGGUUUUCUCCAUGUCUUGAGGGUUAGAUCUGGAAACCCUGGUGCUUCCCAUGCAGAAUACUGUACUUCAUUCAACUGAACGAUUAGCUUUUCUUUCAGUCAGUGUAUUUCGUUAGAAAUAGAAAAGUUCUAAGGUUAAAUUUUGUAUGUAAAAAUUAGUUGGACAUUUGAUUAGGGAUUUUUAUACAAACAUUAGGUAAAUGUACGCUUUUCACCCUUGGGCAUACCUCUCUUCUCUGUAAUCACAUAAGCAUCUUAAGCCGUUCUUUCAUCUUUUAAGCCACUGAAUGAAAAUCACAGUACAAACUGUUUUACCAAUAAUUGUGGUACUGAAAUCGUCACAAAUCUUUUUUCCCUGCUUUGGUUUUUUGGUGAUCUUUUAUUUUGCUUUGUUUUUGUGGGUUUGUUAGCUAUGUGCUGUCUAAACAGUUUUAUUUUUACUUUAAAAAUAGAUCACCUUCAGCUAUUUCUUGACCUCUGAGUUGUAGUUUACAUGUUUUGUCAAGACAUUUUCCAUCUCCAUGAUACCAAAACAAAGUAAAAGAAACAAAACAAAAUGGUAUGGAGGAAGAGAAAGUUUACCUAUCUGGCUGCAAGUAGAAAAGCAACUGCUUACUGGAAUCCUUCACUAGGAAUGUUUUGUCACCUUUUUUAAAGAAAUCAUGAAGUGCACCCACCAAAUUAAAACAAAGCUGAUUUUUUAGCACUUAAGAGAAUAGCUAAAAGGUAUGAUUUGCCUUAUUGAAUUGAUAUUGGUAUGUCUGACCUUAAGCAGUAGGUUGAAACUGCAUACCUUUCUAUAAUCAAAUUAUUUGAUGAAGGUAGAAGAUUCUACAUUGGAACAGAGAAUACUUCGGAAUGAAGGUAAAAAUUUAGCUGCUAUUUGCUUGUUUAUUCUCCUCUUGCUUAGUUUGCAAAGAAACUGUGGCCUUAGAAUUUUCUUUUUGAUGCAAAAAUUUUGAAAUUGAGAAAGUGCAUCUUUUGGCACACAAAAUUCUUCCAUGGGCAGAACUUUACUUUCAUGUUUUUGUUUUGCACAAUAAGAAACUCAGUAGGCAGGGGUUAUGUUUUUGAUAAGUUAACUAUGAAAGCUUUUUAUUUUUAUUAUAAAAAUGUAACAAUUUAACCCACAGGGGGGAAAAAAAAAAGAUUGUAUUUUGUACUCUUGUCUGAACCCCAUGGGUUCCUUUUGUUAAUAAAAUGAUUACACUGAU
Molecule: messenger RNA, 4328 nt
Organism: Balaenoptera acutorostrata (minke whale)
Lineage: Eukaryota; Metazoa; Chordata; Mammalia; Artiodactyla; Balaenopteridae
Gene: ARRDC4
Product: arrestin domain containing 4
Exons: 8
Coding region: 166-1581 (471 amino acids)
Biological process (GO): protein transport
Cellular component (GO): plasma membrane; cytoplasm
Molecular function (GO): ubiquitin-like ligase-substrate adaptor activity
Source: RefSeq, a predicted model, not a curated record